Messenger RNA from Acanthocheilonema viteae, 1047 nucleotides. Lineage: Eukaryota; Metazoa; Nematoda; Chromadorea; Rhabditida; Onchocercidae. The record is from the annotation of a GenBank genome assembly.
AUGGGAAAAACAUCUAAAGAUAAGCGAGAUAUAUAUUAUCGGUUAGCAAAAGAAGAAGGAUGGCGAGCAAGAAGUGCAUUUAAGUUAAUGCAGAUCGACGAUGAAUUUAAUAUAUUUGAAGGUGUUCAUCGAGUUGUUGAUCUAUGUGCUGCACCUGGUAGUUGGAGUCAAGUUUUAUCAAAAAAAGUGUAUUUCGCCGAGGAUGAAGAAAAACGGAAAGAUGUGCGCAUAGUUGCUGUCGAUUUGCAACCGAUGUCACCAGUGCCUGGUGUAAUCCAACUGCAAGGCGAUAUAACAGAGAUUUCUACGGCCGAGAAAAUUAUCUCUUACUUUGAAGGAAUGAAAGCUGAUUUGGUUGUUUGCGAUGGUGCUCCCGAUGUAACCGGUCUGCACGCGCUAGACGAAUACAUGCAAAGUCAACUUGUCUUAGCAGCACUGAAUAUUGCAACAUUUGUAUUAAAAGAAACGGGAAUCUUUGUGGCUAAGGUGUUUCGUGCGCGUGAUAUCACACUGUUAUAUGCUCAGCUGAAAAUAUUCUUCAAAGAGGUCUAUUGUGCGAAACCACGUAGUAGCCGACAAAGCAGUUGUGAAGCAUUUGUUGUUUGUAAAGGAUUCAGCUUACCGAAGGGAUAUACACCAACGAUGAAAAAUCCAAUGUUGUGUCCAGACUAUGAUGGCGAAGUGAACAGUCUUUUGGGCCCUAAUCGUCUGCUAGUUCCUUUUCUUGCCUGCGGUGAUUUGUCCGGUUGGGAUUCAGACCGGACAUACGAGUUGGAAUUACCGAAUUUUUCGUGUGAAGCUGAGCGGGAAAGAUACCAAUAUAGGCCAGUUGUGCAGCCUCCUAUAGAACCUGCAUACAAAAAAGCAUGCGUUCUGAAAAAAUCUGGCAAGCUUGCUAGGCCUGAAAUGGAUGAUCCAUUCUUGAAAUUUGAUGUUCCAAUUCGGAAGACAAAAGCGAAUGAAAAGAAAUCGGAUUCUGCCGGAAAUUUGGGAAUUGGCGACGAGCUAGCUGAAGCAUUUGCUGAAUGCUUUGUUUUUAAUGAUUGA